Messenger RNA from Gambusia affinis (western mosquitofish), 6425 nucleotides. RefSeq names its product patatin-like phospholipase domain containing 7a (gene pnpla7a). Gene Ontology annotation, cellular component: endoplasmic reticulum. NCBI's taxonomy places the organism in Eukaryota, Metazoa, Chordata, Actinopteri, Cyprinodontiformes, Poeciliidae. The transcript has 36 exons. The record is from RefSeq and is a predicted model, not a curated record. The coding region runs from base 140 to 4162 and encodes 1340 amino acids. Gene Ontology annotation, molecular function: phosphatidylcholine lysophospholipase A1 activity. Gene Ontology annotation, biological process: lipid metabolic process.
CGAAACCAAGGCAACAGCAGAAAGGGGAGGGUCAAAGCAGCUGACAGCAUAAAGAAAACUUUGUUAGCGCGUUGCUAACAAAUUUGUAUGUUCAGCAAUGUAAAUAAUGGGAAGCAGCACUUCGAAAAUCCCAUAAAAGAUGGACUGUACUGCAGAUGAGAGGGAGCUGUGCCAAUGGUCCAGUUCGAUGCUGACGGGCAGCAGGAGUGCUUUGAAGGCACGAGUUCAACAGUUUGUGGAAGAGAGGAUGCAGACCACGAUGCUAACAGGUGUACUGAUUGGAGCAGCGAUCGCUGUCGUACUGAUUGGGAUUGUGGUGCUCUUCUAUUACAGAAAAAUCAAACUUGCUCGUGAGCAGCAGCCUGGUGUGCCCCAGUAUCGUUUCCGAAAACGAGAUAAAGUGCUUUUCUAUGGAAGAAAGAUAAUGCGAAAGGUUCAAACGCUGUCCUCUACUCCUCCCCCCUCCUUAUCCUCAAUGUCAAAGCCACCGCAGCGCAUACGCAAAAGAACCAAAGUUUUGAGCAUAGCUCGCAGAAUCUUGAGGAUCCGUAAAGACCCACCCACUCUGCAGCAUAAGGAACCCCCUCCAUCUUUGCUCGAGGCAGAUCUAACAGAGUUUGAUGUGCAGAGUUCAAAUCUUCCUUCAGAAGUUCUCUAUAUGCUAAAAAAUGUUAGAGUCUUGGGUCACUUUGACAAGCCUCUGUUCCUGGAGUUGUGUCGCCACAUGGUGUUUGUUGAGCUUCAAGAAGGGGAAGUGCUUUUCAGACCAGGAGAUGACGAUGACAGUAUAUAUGUGGUCCAGGAUGGUCGACUUGAGCUCUGUGUUCAAGAAAAUGAUGGCACUGAGCCAGUGGUGAAGGAUGUUCACCCUGGAGACAGUGUCCACAGCCUGCUCAGCAUUCUGGACAUCAUCACUGGUUAUCCAGCUCCGUAUAAAACUGUAUCAGCACGAGCUGCAACUCGCUCCACCAUCUUGCGCUUAUCUGCUUCAGCCUUUGAGUCAGUUUUUAAGAAAUACCCCGAGACGCUCGUUCGUGUCAUCCAGAUAAUCAUGGUGCGACUUCAGAGGGUGACCUUUCUGGCGUUGCAUAACUAUCUGGGCCUAACAACCGAGCUCUUCAAUCCGGAGAGUCAGGCUGUGCCAUUGUCCAAUAUAAACAGUGUGAUGUCUGAGGUAAAUUCUGGAAAGAUGGCUCGUCGUCACCAUUUCCAGGAUGAAUUUCCAGCUGUGACCAAUGAGACCACUUCAGAACCAGAUGGUGUUAAGGAUAGUCCUCUAAACAGCAGUAGAAGACCGCGGUCUGUCUCUGCAGCCACUGAUUGUGGAGGAAAUGACCUUAACAUGGCUUGUGAACGAGCUCGUGUCACAAUAGAGGAGGCUCCUUCCAGUCCUCUUACUCAGAAAUGUGCUCUAAAGAAGAAUGUGACGAUGCAGCAAACUCCGUCUGAAGUGUUCCACUACACUGACAGUGGAGGGCAGUCUGAUGCCAGUAACAUUGGUAAAAGCAGCUCUGUCCUCCAGGCUGCUAAGAAAGACUUCCUGGGAGUCAUCCAGCUGCAGGACCCCAGUUUACUUGACGGCAGAGUGACCCUUCACCAUGUUAAGGCUGGUUCUGUUGUAGCUCGUCAAGGAGACCAGGAAAUGAGCAUCCAGUUUGUGAUCUCCGGCCUCCUUCAUGUUUAUCAGAGGAUGAUUGAUCGUGAAGAAGAAACUCGUUUGUUUGUGACGCAUCCUGGAGAGCUUGUGGGUCAGCUCGCUGUGUUGACCGGAGAGCCUCUCAUAUUUACGGUUCGAGCCCAGCGAGACUGUAGCUUCCUCUCCAUUUCCAAAACCCACUUCUACGAGAUAAUGCGUGUUGAGCCAAAAGUAGUCCUGAAUGUUGCUCACACCGUUUCCAGGCGGAUGUCGUCUUUUAUCAGACAGAUAGACUUUGCCCUUGAUUGGAUGGCUGUGGAGGCUGGCAGAGCUGUUUACAGGCAAGGGGAAAAAUCAGAUAGCACGUUUAUAGUGCUGAGUGGUCGACUACGCUCUGUGAUCAGGAAGGACGACGGCAAAAAGGAGCUGAUAGGAGAGUAUGGUCGUGGUGACCUGAUUGGAGUGGUGGAGGCCUCGACCCACCAGAACCGAGCCACAACUGUUCACGCUGUUCGAGAUUCCGAACUGGCCAAGUUACCAGAGGGGGCGCUCAACUCCAUCAAGAGGAGGUUCCCACAGGUCGUCACAAGGUUGAUCCAUUUGUUGGGUCAAAAGAUUCUUCAGCAGGUCAAUGUUCCUCUUUCAGCUCGUAGCUUGGCACUCCACACUCCAGGGAGCAAGUGGGAUGCGGGGAAUCAAGCCUCCAACCUCUCAACUGUCACAGUCCUGCCUGUAUCAGAAGAGGUGCCUUUGACUACCUUCACCCUGGAGCUGCAGCAUGCCCUCAUUGCUGUAGGACCAACUCUUUUGCUGACAAGUGACAUUAUCAAGCAGAGGCUUGGAGCUGCAGCGCUGGAUAGUGUCCAUGAGUACCGUCUUUCCAGCUGGCUGGGCCAACAAGAAGACAUACAUCGCAUAGUUCUGUAUCAAACCGACUACACAUUGACCCCGUGGACUCAGCGGUGCAUUCGUCAGGCUGACUGCAUCAUUAUUGUGGGACUUGGGGAGCAAGACCCUGCUGUUGGGGAGCUGGAGCGCAUGUUAGAAGGAAGUGCAGUGCGGGCCCAGAAGCAGCUGGUGUUGUUGCACCGAGAAGAUGGCCCUCCUCCCCAAGGAACUGUGAACUGGCUGAACAUGCGAAGCUGGAUCUCCAGGCAUCUCCACCUCUCCUGUCCCAGAAGGGUCUUCUCUAAGAGGAGCCUCCCCAAGCUGUUGGAGUUGUACCAGCGUGUGUUUGAGAAGCCUGCAGACCGUCACUCUGACUUCUCCCGUCUGGCUCGUGUUCUCACGGGUAAUGCCAUCGCUCUUGUUCUCGGAGGCGGAGGGGCCAGGGGUUGCUCCCAAGUGGGGAUCAUGAGAGCGCUGUGUGAGGCCGGCAUCCCGGUGGACCUGAUCGGUGGGACUUCAAUUGGAGCGCUGAUGGGGGCUUUGUAUGCUGAGGACCGCAGCCUCAGCCGCAUGAGGAUUAGAGCCAGAGAAUGGGCAAUGGAAAUGACCUCAACAUUUAAGAAGGUUUGGGAUUUCACAUAUCCUAUGUCCUCCAUGUUUACUGGUGCUGGCUUCAACUCCAGCAUCAGUAAAGUGUUCCAAAGCAAACAGAUUGAGGACCUUUGGAUCCCAUAUUUUAAUAUUACUACUGAUAUUAGUGCUUCAGCCAUGAGAGUACACACUGAUGGUUCUCUGUGGCGGUAUGUUCGAGCCAGCAUGUCUCUCUCAGGAUAUCUGCCCCCUCUCUGUGACCCCAAAGAUGGACACCUGCUGAUGGAUGGGGGCUACAUCAACAACCUGCCUGCUGAUGUAGCGCGCUCCAUGGGGGCCAAGGUGGUGAUAGCUAUUGACGUGGGCAGCCGGGAUGAAACCAACCUCACUAAUUACGGCGAUUCGCUCUCAGGCUGGUGGGUGCUAUGGAAACGCCUGAACCCCCUCGCGGAGAAAGUGAAGGUGUUGAACAUGGCAGAGAUUCAGACCCGGCUGGCUUACGUAUGCUGCGUGAGGCAUCUGGAGUCCGUUAAAAGCAGCGACUAUUGCGAGUACAUCAGGCCGCCAAUUGACAGAUAUCGGACUCUGGAGUUUGGCAAGUUCGAUGAGAUAGCUGAAGUGGGCUACCAGCAUGGCAAGACCGUGUUUGAUGUGUGGAGGCGGAGUGGUGUCGUGGAGAAGAUGAUGAAAGACAGGCACCAAGAGGAGACCUGCAACACCCAAAGCAAGAGCAAUGUGGUGACAUGUCCCAAUGCUUCCUUCACUGACCUUGCAGAAAUCGUGUCUCGCAUCGAACCUGUCAAGCCUACGGUGGUGGAUGAAGAGUCAGACUAUCAGACUGACUAUGAAGAGGAAGCAUUGGAGAGUGCACUUUCUGAUGUGGAGAUGUAUGGUCACUGCGGGGAGCACCCUGAAGGGGAGGAGACGGCUGACACGGAUGAGGAACAGGAGGAGCGAAGAUUCCCCAGCGGGGAGCCUCUGAACGUCUCCUUCAGUCCACAAGAGCAGCUGAAGACGCCUACAAAUCCGUUUCAAACAAGCCAUUAAGAAAACAACCGUCUGAUCAAUACCCAAACAGGCCAUCACAAUUAAUCCUCUUUCUUUGACUGAUCUCUCAUAUUGAGAUAUAGUUGAUGUGAACUUUUUAAAGCUUUAUGUGAAUCACAGCUGUUCAUUAGAAGAUGAAAGAAACUCGUAUUUCUGUGAAAUACUUAUCACUGAGGCAAUAUUAAGAAAAAAAGGUUGAUUCUGUCAUGAUUGACUCUAUUGGUUUAGCUUAGAUUUAGCUUUUAGGUUUAAAGUAGUCAGGAAAUCACUGUCAUAUUAUCGUUUUUUUUCUGUGCAUUACUGUUGAUUACAAUGAUUAUUUAAAGUACCUGAAAAUAUUUGGAUUUCCAGGCCAGUAAGAGUGUCUCAAAACAUCUAACCCUCCCAGGGAAUGAUGGGGCAACGGUUUUAUGUUGGUUGUUUUUUUUUUUUUUAAAGGGGUCUAAAACAUAAAAAAAACAGUACUUAACGGAACCAAAUUGAUGGAGCUCUACAAGUUUUUAGUUUAGGUAGUUUCAUUCAAUUGUAGUUUGAUAGGCACAAAUUACGAUGGCAUUUAUUUUCAAACAUGAACCAAAUUGCACCAAGCUAUUUGACUGCUGGAUAUAAUUUGAGUUGACCAAGUAAUGUUAUAUGUUUAGAUUAUGAAACUCAGAAGUUCAGGCUACUUUAGAGGUCAGUUAUUUAUAUUUAUAUUAUUUCACUGUUUAAGUUAACUACAAUAAUCUUUCCUAUUUUCACGCUUAACAGUGAAACAUGCAUAAAGAUAAGGAUUUGAUAUAAAUCUAAAUCUAAAAUUGUUUCUUCUUGUGGCAGAGUUGCAGUUAUUUGAAAGAAAAAAAUAACCACUGCUUAAAAUGAUAAGUUAUUGCUGUAUUUCUUAACAUUUUAUCUCUUCAUCAUGCAAGGAAAAGUACAAAAAUGUACUUACAGCAGAGCAGAGGCGUUUCAUAUAGAGCUUACUUGACUUAAUAUAGAUAACAAUGGCUUAAACAUGGAAACAUUGACCGGGUCACCUUAAAAAGUCAGAGCACAAACUGUUCAGGAAUUUUGUUAUGUUUUGUCUAAAUUGAUGCAUUUACACAGAUAUAUGCUAACUGUAGCACAUGACCAAAAAUUCAAUCAGAAAAGCUGUUUAUCCUGUAAAUAAAAAAAGUUUUGAGAAUUGUUGCCAACAUGCACUCCAGAUGUAAGGACACAGGCUAGUGUUGCAAAAUGUUAUUAUGGAAAUAAAAUACCCAGAAACCUCUGCCUUAACAUAAUAUAUAUGUAUUUUCUUCCUGACAUAUUUAUAACAAAGGGGACACAAAUUACUUGACAAGUAGCACUAUCUUAGAAAUGCAGCACAAAAUAAGCAGCAGACUGUCCAGUGACGGCUAUCGGCACAGUUUUGUUAUUCCCGACGUGCCACGGACAUGCAGGGGGAAUUAAUGUUGGUGGUCCACUUCAAAGCACGAGUUUCCCUGUUGUCUGCUCAGACAGCCGCCCCCCUGUUUGUGUUCUGGCUUGAGUCUAUUAGACACAGACUCCGCAGCAGACAAUGUGACUUUGAAGCCCAUCUUGUCUGCAGACAGACUAUUAUAACAAUCUGUCUUUACACAAAUUAUUUAUCUUGACAUAUGUGUUCCUUACAUUAUAUUGGAUAUGUUUUAAUGCUUGUACAAAUACAAAGGUAAUGGCCCUUGUAUGAACCAUAACUACAGUAUUCCAACACUAAGGUAAUGUCAAACUCGAAAGCGUGUUCAUUCCAAGUACCCUGAAACACAAUCUUUAAAGGUGUGAUAUUUAUUAUUGGUGCGACAAGUGCCUGCUGCCUUAUGUGUGUGGACAGUGGGAGAAAACCUGUUAUAAACACUAUGGAUGUGUUGUGAAUAUGUGAACACUGGAAAGAAAAAAAGGUUGUUGCUGUUUACUAAUGAAAUGAUGAUGAGGUUUGCAUUUUUUGUCUUUUUCUUUUUCCUUUGAAGCCUUGCACAAUGACUUGUUGUUUGGUAGGAGGAUCAAUGUUUCACUUCUUUAUUAAAUGGGUCAUUGUAAUGAAUCAGCUGCUGAAGUAAUGUAUGGAGCCCUGCCAUGAAGUUAAUAUAAAACGCCUUAGAUGACCUAUAUGAGGAAAAUUAUUUAUCAUGCACUUGUUUUACGCUCAUGUUAAUAAUAAUGAUGUUGUAUGAGAAUGUUUACUAACGAGACUACCGCAUAUUGUCUAUAUAUUUGAUUUGUUUGAUCAGAUGUUAUUAAUAAACCUGUUUUUCUUUUCUCUUUU